AACGAGUGGGAAAGCGUCCAUAACAGAAAGGCCGCGUUAGAAAUUUUCUUUGACCUAAAUUAAAUCUUUAUUUACUGCCAGUUUCCCAAAAGUUUAUUUUGAUUCGUGUGAAACAAUAUUGAGUGUAGUGUGAUUAAAUUUUCUUUCAUGAUUUGAAAUUUUGCAUCGAGGUCGACGACUUCACUAUUCGACCAAUAGGUUGGAUCGAUGUUUGGUUUGUCGCUUCCUUGUCAGUUAAUUCAAGGCCCAGCUAUACGCACUUGGAAUUGUGUCGCGCAUUUCGCUAAUCUCCUUUGGUGUAAAUUUAAUUAUACUGCAAAUCCAAUAAUGCCUCGUUCCCGAAGACGUCACCAUUCUCGGUCUCGUACAAGAUCACGUUCCCGAUCUCAUUCUUGCGAUAGGGACAGGGACACGAAACGUAGAAAGAUCGAAAAUUACGAUAGCCCACAGCAUAAGCGAUCUGACAGCCCAGAAGAUGGCCCCCAGCCGGAAGUUGUGGAAAGUCCAAAAGACCAAAAUCAAUCGAUCGAUUCCGCCGAGCAAAAUUCGCCGCAACGAGAAUCCGAUAACAGAUCGGAUAGGGAAAAAUCGUCCGCCACCUCCGUCGGAACGCCUACGGCGAAGGUUUCGAAAACUCCCAAAAAACCACUCACUCCGAAGCAGCUGCAAAAGCAAAUGGAAAAGACAGAAAAACUAAAAGAACGCGAGAGACUCAAAGAGGAAAAACUGAAAGUAUUACAAGAAAAGAAAAAAUUGAAACAGGAAGAGAACGAAAAACGCAUUAAAGAGAAACUCGAAAAGCUAGAACAAAAACAAAAGGAAAUAGAGGAGCGGCAGAAAAAUCGAGACCUAAAAGAAGAAAAACGAAAGAAAGAACGCGAAGAGAAAGAUCUCAAGCGUAAAGAGAGAGAAGAAAAAGAAGAGCAAAGACGGCGGGAGCAAGAUGAAAAAAACAAAGAAAAGCAAAAGAUCGAAGAAAAAAAACAGAAGGCCGCGACGGCAUUUGUCAGUUUCUUCACUAAGAAAAACGAUCCUUCUCAAAGUGAGGAACGAAAACUAGAGAAAGUGAGCACCUCCACUUUUAUGCCGUUUGAGAUCAAGUCCGAUAUGAGAGUAGCACCGAUUUGUCGUGUUUCCUUAGAUGCGAAUCAAAAAAAUUACAUCCUGGAAACGCUAACGACGCAAUUGGAACGUACUUACCUGGACGAAUUGAGAUCUGGCAGAAAACCACGCAAAUCCUCCAGAACGUGGCCCUUUACAGAAUCCGAUCGACAGGACAACGACGUAGUAGUAGUAGAGGAGGUAGUUCCAGGCGAAAGCAUCGAAGAGCAACCGAAACUCCCCGAAAAACAAAGAGCCAAAUUUCUCAAAUUUGACGGCAAUCGCCGGCCCGCCUACUUCGGUACGUGGAGAAAAACCAGCGCGCUUAUCAAACCUCGUCGUCCUUUCGCCAUCGACACUACACUUUUCGACUACGACGUAGAUUCAGACGAAGAAUGGGAAGAAGAAGAUUCGGGCGAGUCCCUCCAAGGAUCCGACGAUGAUAAAGAGAACGAAUCCGGAAAUGAAUAUGAGGAAGAUAACGACUUUUUCGUGCCUCACGGUCAUUUAAGCGACGACGAAAUGAACGAUCAGGAAGACGCAGUUUCUCCCGAGGCCCAUAAGGCGAAACUAAAACUGCUAAAGUCCGAAUUUGAAGCGGAAAUGCGUAGUAAGACUGAAAAGAUCAAGCCUCGUGUGAUAGGUUGCAUUUGGUAUAAUAAAGAUGGAAGUAACGUCGAUCCCGCUAUCGACGCAUUUUUGAAACCCCUCUCGAUUAUUUCCAAUGGUCAAAUUGCAAUUAAGAAAAGAAGUAAACUUACAUCUAUCGUGCCGGUGAGAAGAUCGUUUAUGCCAGGUAAGGAGUUAAGUGUGAAGUUUGUUCCCGACUUUUUAAAGUGGAUACACGGAAGUACGAAGAAUUCUAAGGCGUUGGUUGAAGACUUCCUAAAUUCUUUAGAAAAGCAGGAAGUUAAUGUGGAAGUGUCUAAAACUAGCUUAGUGAAACAAUUGAAAAAACUUGCGGUGUGGACGCGUUGCCCCGAAGGUGGGCCAGUUCUGAAGAAGUAUUGUUGGUUCGUUCAUAAAACAGUCGGUGAAGAAUACAAUGUUGAUUUACCUAUUCCUAAUUAAGAUGUAUUCGUUAGCUUUGUUUAUAAUAAAUAAUAUUAUACUCC
This is a messenger RNA of Photinus pyralis (common eastern firefly), 2216 nucleotides long. RefSeq names its product chromatin assembly factor 1 subunit A-B (gene Caf1-180). Gene Ontology annotation, cellular component: CAF-1 complex; nucleus. The transcript is spliced from 3 exons. Lineage: Eukaryota; Metazoa; Arthropoda; Insecta; Coleoptera; Lampyridae. Bases 208 to 2172 code for a protein of 654 amino acids. Gene Ontology annotation, biological process: nucleosome assembly. The record is from RefSeq and is a predicted model, not a curated record.